CUCACGAGAAACUAUCAAGGUUAGAAAGAGACACAACGUAUUCCUCUCUCUUUCGUGUGAUUCAGAAGUAUCAGAUCAAAAUAAUCCGCCAGCGCGUUUAUCUCAAGCGUAUCAAGUGAUUUGGUGCGGAUAUGGUACUUAAUACGCGUAUCAAGUGCUCGGUGUAAACUAGGCCCAUGUUCUGAAUCACAAGUAUCAGACCAAGCUCAUACGCGUAUCAAAUGUUUGUUUUAGAGAAGUUUGAACAUCGCUGUCGCUCGCUCGUCCCUUUUUCUGGCGAACCUUGGUACCAAGCGGUUAGAGAGAUCAUUCUGUCCGUGUACAUACAUCCCGAUUCGCGUCCAGUAACCGACUCUAUCCUCACACAGCCGUCCGCAGCCCGCUUAGCACCCAGUGUCGCCAAUCGCAUACGCCAUCAUGCGUCACCAACGGUACAAUACGGCUCUACCAACUUAAAAAUGGACGCAAGUCGCUCUCACAAUAGUAAUACAAAGCUUAUACAAUUAUCAUUCGGCAUUUCAUAAUGAUUUGAAUAAUAUGACAAUCGGUAGAGAACAUCGCGCAUGUAUCAAAAGCGUAUAUAUAUAUAUAUAUAUAUAUAGCAAAUAAAAAUAGUUAACACAUUUCUGAAACAUGUAGACAUACUAUCCAUUUCUUUGCAAUAGGCCUGUUACUUUUGGUUGAACUUUGCAUCAGUUCAUCUUUCUUCCUUUUCUCUUCAGGAGGAAAGAAGAGGAAGA
This is a messenger RNA of Mycetomoellerius zeteki, 740 nucleotides long. RefSeq lists its product as uncharacterized. The coding region runs from base 222 to 524 and encodes 100 amino acids. The transcript has 3 exons. The record is from RefSeq and is a predicted model, not a curated record. Lineage: Eukaryota; Metazoa; Arthropoda; Insecta; Hymenoptera; Formicidae.